Molecule: messenger RNA, 1329 nt
Organism: Ichthyophthirius multifiliis
Lineage: Eukaryota; Ciliophora; Oligohymenophorea; Hymenostomatida
Exons: 1
Source: RefSeq, a predicted model, not a curated record
CUUUAUACGCAUAAAAAUAAAAACAACUUAAUACAAAAAUAUGCAAUAAAUUAAUUCUUUAAGCAGCAGAAGUAUGUAAUUAUAAAAAAAUAGUUCUUAAGAUAGGAUUCAAACAGAUUUUAUAUAUAAUUCAAACAAAGAAUAACUCAAAACUCCGAACAUAAAAAGCGCAAACAUGUAACAAUAAUAACUGCAGUAAAUUUUACAAAAGAAUUAGCAUUAAUAUAGUUAAUAGCAUUAAGCAUAUUUUAAACCAGCUCAACCAUCAUCAUUUAAAUAUUCAAUUAAUGAGAGUAAAAGAAAAUAAAUGGUAUUUAAAAUUAGUCUACCUUAAAAAAUUGAUAAAAGCUAAUAAGAAUCAGAUAUUUAAAAUUUACAAAAAAAUGGAAUUACAAGCCCUACAAAAAUAACAAAAAACAAUGAAAUAAUUUCAUAAGAAAUACAAAAGUACAAACAAUAUAAUAAAUAAUUUAAUAUGAUUUCGGAUAUUUUUUAGGAAAAACCUUAAUUUUAAUAAGAAAAGUAGUCUUUAAUAGAAUAAGAUUCUAUUCAUAAUUAAUUGAAAAUUAAAUUAAUGUAAAAAAACACAUAAAAAAAGAAUCUUACAUAAGAAAUAUUUAUAAAUAAUUCUCCAGAAACAAAGAAGUCAUAGACAUUUUAAUAAAAUCUAAAAAAAACCAUUUAAAAAAUACCUCAGUCAAUAGUUUUAGCAGAUAAAAAAAUUGAUGAGAAUUUUUAAAUAAAAGCAGAAAAUGAAGAAGAUUAUAAUUUAAGAUAAAAAAAUCUUUAAAAAAUAUAAAAUGAAGGCAUUUUAUAAUAUAUUAAAGGUAUAAAUAUUGAUUGUGAAUAUAUUUUUAAAGAAGAUAUAGAAAAGUAUAUAUUUUAAUUUAUGGAUAAUAUUUAUUUUGAUAAGUUUGAAGAUUUUUAAGGGAAUUAUUAAGAAAUGAAAAAAGACUUAGAAAAAGAAAUGUGUAAAAUAUUGAUUAAAAAAAAGAAAAAAAGAUAAAGAAACUAUAUUUAUCCUUGAAUAAAUAAAAUUAUAUGAAGAAGUUCUUCAAAAAUAUUUAAAAAGAAGUUUAUUUUAAUUAGAAGUCGAACAUAGAAAUAUAAUUUUUGAGAUUUUUAGUAGUUUAUUGUACUUGUAAUAGAAAAAAUAUCUUGUUUAAUAAAAAGAAAAAAGAGAUAAUAUGAAGCAGUGCUUAGAUGAUACUAAAAAAAGUGAAGAAUUAUUUAAAGUUCAGAUAUUUGGAAAAGAAGAAUAUGUAGAAGCUUUUAGGCUAAAAAUGUGUGAAUUUUAAAAUGAAAAUUAAAGACUUAUUUAAGAAUUGG